AUUGAGGCCAGGCCCUUGGCGGACUGACCACCAGAGGGCGCUCCAAGCCCGCCUCCUCGCCCUCCAGCGACGCCACUCUCCAGGUGCCGGGGCGGGGGCCUAGCGACUCUCCCUUCCUCGUAGCCCGUCUCCGUCCCCGCCCGCCACCAGGGGGCGCCGCAGGCUGCUUGGCGCUGGGUUCGCCGCCCCGGAGCAGCCGCUGGAGCCGCAGCGCGGACUGGCGGCCAUGGACCGGUUCGUGUGGACCAGCGGCCUCCUGGAGAUCAACGAGACUCUGGUGAUCCAGCAGCGCGGGGUGCGCAUCUACGACGGCGAGGAGAAGAUCAAAUUUGAUGCUGGCACCCUCCUUCUUAGUACACACCGGCUCAUUUGGAGAGAUCAGAAAAAUCAUGAGUGCUGCAUGGCCAUUCCCCUUUCCCUGGUUGUGUUCAUUGAAGAGCAGGCAGCUGGGAUUGGGAAAAGUGCCAAAAUAGUGGUUCAUCUUUAUCCAGCCCCUCCUAACAAAGAGCCGGGUCCGUUCCAGAAUAGCAAGAACUCCUACAUCAAGCUGUCCUUCAAAGAGCAUGGCCAGAUUGAGUUUUACAGGCGGUUGUCAGAGGAAAUGACGCAGAGAAGAUGGGAGAAUGUGCCAGUUUCCCAGUCUUUACAAACAAAUAGAGGACCUCAGCCAGGAAGAAUAAGGGCUGUGGGGAUUGUAGGGAUUGAAAGGAAACUGGAAGAAAAAAGAAAAGAAACUGACAAAAAUAUUUCUGAGGCAUUUGAAGACCUUAGCAAGCUCAUGGUCAAGGCUAAGGAAAUGGUGGAAUUAUCAAAAUCAAUUGCUAAUAAGAUCAGAGACAAACAAGGCGACAUCACAGAAGAUGAGACCAUCAGGUUCAAAUCCUAUUUGCUGAGCAUGGGGAUAGCUAACCCAGUUACCAGGGAAACCUAUGGCUCGGGUACACAGUACCACAUGCAGCUGGCCAAACAGUUGGUUGGAAUACUUCAGGUGCCACUAGAGGAACGAGGAGGAAUUAUGUCACUCACAGAAGUGUACUGUUUAGUAAACCGAGCUCGAGGAAUGGAACUGCUCUCACCAGAAGAUUUAGUGAAUGCCUGCAAGAUGCUGGAGGCACUGAAAUUGCCUCUCAGGCUCCGGGUUUUUGACAGUGGAGUCAUGGUCAUUGAGCUUCAAUCCCACAAGGAAGAGGAAAUGUUGGCCUCAGCUUUGGAGACAGUUUCAGAAAAGGGAUCCCUCACAUCAGAAGAGUUUGCCAAGCUCGUGGGCAUGUCUGUCCUCCUGGCCAAAGAAAGGUUGCUCCUUGCAGAGAAGAUGGGCCAUCUUUGCCGUGAUGACUCCGUGGAAGGCUUGCGCUUCUACCCAAAUCUAUUCAUGACCCAGAACUAAGGGUUUUGCAGAGCUAAGGGUCUGCAUUCGCUGCCCGUGUUCAUCUUCUUGCAGCAUGAAAACGUUGUAUGAAACUGAGCUGAGAGUAAACUUGGUAGACUGAGAAUUUACUGGCACCUCACCAUAAAAUAUAAACCCAUUUUCAUUUCUCUCUAAACAUCAUGGUCCAGGAGCUCAUUAAGAAUAAACAUAGGAAAAUACAGAAAAUUGAAUGUGGAUAUACAUUUUAAAAAGUCAUGCUAUAGUUGUGCAGAACCUUGAGAGUUCAGCUUGAUCCUCAGAUCUGACUAUUUUAUAAAGAAAAUGGUUUAGUUAACGGGGGAAGGAAAAACAAAACAAAACAAAAGAGGUUCAUAUUUAGACAGGUUAGACCUGUAUUUUAUUGUGACUAAAAGUCAUUCAAUUAUAGUCAGUCUUUCUCCACUUCUUAUAUGCCCAUUUCAUAGGGUCUUCACAAAGCAGGUCAUAUAGGCAAUGUAGUUUAAGAACUUGACAACAGUGGGACAAAGUUAUCAAACCACAGAAAUACCAUGUGAGGCGUCUUCUCAGGAGUGUGAGAAGCAGUCAUCAGCAUGUCUCUAAUAACAAACCAAAUAAAGCACUUUAAAAAGCAGAGAACUUCAUUUGAUAUAUAUAAUGUUAGUAGUUACUUAUUUUUAUUUGUUUUAGUGGUGACUUCAUAGCUGGCAUCUAAAGAAUGCAAUGAUGUCAUUUUGUUUUAAAAUGCCAUGGAUUUUGAAACCAAGUUAAAGAGGUGUAUAGACAUGUCAGUGAUAGGAUUACAAAUCUGGGCAGUAGACAGCUCAGGAUUUCCCUGGUAUUGUGCUGGCACAGGGACUAAGAGAGAAUCUCACUAGUAUACCAGGAAUUUUGGUGCUCUUUUACCUUGAAACCAAGGAUGGUAAAAUAGACCAUGAAAAUGUUAUGUCUCCUUUUCAUUCACAUAAGGAAUUUUAAAACUGAACUUAAAUAAACAAACAAAAAAACCCAUCCUGGGGGGCCUGGAAGAAUCAGUGGGUAGAGUACAUGUUUUACAAUGUCUCAGGCCCUGGGUUCAAUUCCUGGCAAUAUAUGGGAGCAUCAGAGGAACUCCUUGGAUGGUGGGACGGAUUUGAUACCCCUCUUCCUCCUCCCCCCCCCCAUAUAUAUAAAACAAAACUUGGGUCAAGAGGCAAACAGCUCAGUGGUACUAUAAACACACAAGGUUUUUCCUUCCUUCCCUUCCUCCCUCACUCCCACCCUCCUCUCUUUCUUUUUCUUUUUUUUCUUUUCUUUUUUUUUCUUUUCUUUUCUUUUCUUUUCUUUCCUUUCUUUCUUUCUUUCUUUCUUUCUUUCUUUCUUUUUCUUUCUUCCCUCCUGUUCAUUUUUCAGUGACAGGGAUUGAAUCCAGGGCCUUAUACAUAUAAGGCACACACUACCACUGAGCUACAACCCUGGCCCUAAGUUUGCUUGAAUUUCAAAGUGGACUUUGCCUGACUUCCUCUGUUACUCCUAUGCAGCAUAUGGCAUGGUGGCAUUACCUCAAACUCAGGGACCCUGUGUGGGCAAAAGGAACUUCUUUUCUGAGACUGAGCUGGAAGUGGACUGUAGUGACGGUUUUGCCUCAGCUUCUUGGAGGAGUAUUGUCUAUAUUGAGUAAACCACUGGGAAUAGGAAGAGAGGAUAUUAUCCAAGGAUACUAUCCCAGGUCCCCUACAUUCUCAUUUCAUUGAUGUGUCAGAGGCAACUACACAUAUGCUUUAGGGAAGGCACAAGCUUCCUCAACUGAAGACCCAGGGAAUCUUUGUAAAUGCAGCCAGAGUCACACCCUCACACCUCCCUGAGAAGUGGCUGCCACUGCUUCAGCCUACAGUGUCAUGGGAGUAUUGUGAUGGAGGCAGCUGCUUUAUUCUUUGAUGUCCAUACCUAUAUAUAACUAGUUCUGUGUUAUGACAGAUUCCCUAAUUCCACCACAGCUCAACAAGUUUGUUUUGGGGAAAACUUAGUGUCUGGAUGCCCAGGUCUUCUGGGCCUUUGUAUGUCACUCCUCUUUCUGGGUUGCACUCACAUUUGCACAUACAAACACACACACACACACACACACACACACACACGCUAUAUCUCAUCUGGCUAAGCUUCAAAAAGUGAUGAAGGUAAAUAAUAAUCUAUUUUACCAGCUGAAAUGAGCUGCACUUACAAUUGUUUGAACUACUAUACCUAGCACUAGUGGUUUGGGUUCAUUAUAGCAAACUCCCACAAUUCAGUAUAUUUAUUUACGUUAUUAUGACAAUAGACUAACAAAAAUGGAGCAUUCUGAGUUAUCUAAAGUGAACUAAAAAGGAAGGAAAGUGGCAUAUAAAUAUAUUCUGCAGAAAUUAUAUUCAUUAAAAGACAAGUAUAAUUGACUUAUUUUUUAGUGGGCAUUUGUGGCAUUUUCUAGGUCUCUGUAUAUUUGUACCCCUCUGCUUUUUUUUUUUUUUCUCCAAAUAAGGUAUUAUUUUGGCCCUCUCAUGGGUUACUUUUUAAAUAAACCAACACCCAUUGGACUCAAAAUACAAAAAGUUGUUUUGGUGCUGAUACAAUUAUUGUUUUAACUUGGCUCUUAGGAGCAUAAAUCUAAAGUAGCUUUAUUGUAAUGGAAUAUUUUUAGUCAUAUACUGCCAGUUUUUUGUUACAUUGUAUAAGUGACUGUUUUCUGAGUUCAGUGAUUUUUAUUAAUGUAUAUAGGGUAAAAUUACUGAAAAAUUAAAAAUACAUCUUUUUCAACUUGACAUUUUUAAAUACGUUUUGAAAAUGUGUGAAAAUGAGAAACCUCUAGCCAGAAUAAGUCAGUAUGUUAAGAUUUUUCUUUUAGAUCUUAUAACCAAAAGUUGAUUAUAAUAACCUUUAUGACCUCACACAUUUAUGAUUUCAGUUGUUUUGAAAGAGUGGGAAAUGACUUGUGAAUUGUCUUCUCCUUAAUUCUUGAUGUGAAUUCCACUGAUAAGUGACCACGUGUAUUCUUGUGAAUGUACUAUUUCUCUUGCUCCCUGUGGCUAGACAAAUCUGACUAGAUGUGGAUUCAUCACAUCAUCAUUCAGUUAUUUUAUUAAAAUGGUUGUCCAUUGCCCAGCAAUCUGAGCUGUUGCUUUGGUACAGUAGACCCAUACCUUACAAAGUGUUUAAGUUUUAAAGACUGUGCCUAGGGACAUAAUCAAGUGUGCUCAAAAUGAUCCUUGAAAACUUCUUAAAUUGCCAAGGAACUUCUCUUACAGUCUUAUAAUUCGUCUUAGAAUUAGAGUGAUACAUGGGUAUGAAUAUUUUGUAAAUUGAGAAAGAACAUAACUUUUCAUACACCAAUAAUUAAAGAACUUAAAUGUGUUUGUCUUUUUUGUUGUUGUUGCCAACAGGUCUGUUUGAAUUUAUGUAAAUGUAUUGCUAAGCCCAUCCCUAAUGAGAAAUCCAGAGUGUGAACUUGAGAGCAGUGCUUUUUAUCUGCUUUGUUCAUGGAUCUAUCCUCAGGGUGGAGAGGAUAGGACAGGGCCUGGUACACAGCACAGGAAGCAUCCAAUAAAUAUUGUCUGAACAAAUGAA
This is a messenger RNA of Erinaceus europaeus (western European hedgehog), 4939 nucleotides long. RefSeq names its product vacuolar protein sorting 36 homolog (gene VPS36). The record is from RefSeq and is a predicted model, not a curated record. Gene Ontology annotation, molecular function: ubiquitin binding; phosphatidylinositol-3-phosphate binding. NCBI's taxonomy places the organism in Eukaryota, Metazoa, Chordata, Mammalia, Eulipotyphla, Erinaceidae. Gene Ontology annotation, cellular component: ESCRT II complex; late endosome membrane. The transcript has 14 exons. Gene Ontology annotation, biological process: protein transport to vacuole involved in ubiquitin-dependent protein catabolic process via the multivesicular body sorting pathway. Bases 227 to 1387 code for a protein of 386 amino acids.